AUGUUCUUCUAGUUUUGGGACAGCGGAUAACAUAGUAGUUUAGUUAAAGAAGAAGAGAAUGGCUUGGAGUAGAUAAGAAGAACAAAUAGCGGAAAGUAUGAAUAUGAGAAGUAAAAUAGAAGGAAAGUUGUAGAGAAAUUUAAAAAUAAAUCUGAUAUAUUUGAUCUUUAGGAUGAAUUUGUGGCUGUGGCUGGAUAUGGAAUAACCUGGUCUAUUGAAGUUAAGGAGUGUAGAUAAACACUGGUGAGAAUGUAAAUGAAAAAGAUGAUGACAUCGCGCAUGGAUCAUGGUGGAGAUGAGAGUUUGGAUUUGUUUUAUAAAGGAUGA
Paramecium tetraurelia is the source of this 327-nucleotide messenger RNA. RefSeq lists its product as uncharacterized. The record is from RefSeq and is a predicted model, not a curated record. The transcript has 2 exons. Lineage: Eukaryota; Ciliophora; Oligohymenophorea; Peniculida; Parameciidae.